UUGAUCUUUGAAAAUACCACACUCAAAUUAAUCCAGUGACCAAAUUCCCUUGAAACAUACUAUUUCCACUGCAUAGUAACAUGGAGUAUCACAUUUUCUUACUGAUGCUUCUCUUUCUAGUUCAAUAUUAUUCUGUUUCUAUAUCAGCUUCUUCGUCGAAUGAAACAGAUCAACAAGCUCUACUAGCUUUCAAAGAUCUUGUUAUUAGUCCAAGUCAUUUUUUGGCGAAUAAUUGGACUAAGAAUACUUCUUUUUGCUCUUGGUUUGGUGUCACUUGCAGUCCAAAAAGGCAAAGGGUUGUAGCCUUGGCACUUCCUGAUAUGCAACUUCAAGGCAUAAUUUCCUCCUCUUUGGCCAAUUUGUCCUUUCUCAGCGUGCUCAAUCUCGAGAACAACAGCUUCCAUGGUGGCAUUCCUUUCGGACUUGGUCACUUGCCUCGCUUGCGAGUGAUUGAUGUUAGAAACAAUCAGCUCCAAGGAAGUAUUCCAACAAGUCUAUUUCAACACCGGAGGAUUCAAGUAAUUUCAUUAGCUUUCAAUAAACUCGAUGGUGAAAUGUGGAAAGGGCCAUGGUUUGUACUGGAACUCAGAGUCUUGAAUCUGAGGAACAAUAGCCUCACAGGUAUAAUCCCUCCUUCUGUUGGAAAUGCCACAAAGUUGAUGAACUUCAGUUUGUCUGGGAAUAGAAUCAGUGGCAACCUUCCAAAAGCGAUCGGUAAUCUGAGCCAGCUUGCAACUUUGUCCUUGUAUGAUAAUCAAUUAAUAGGUUCGAUUCCCCCACCACUGUUUAAUAUAUCGUCGCUUCUUCUUGCAACUCUAGCAUUCAAUAGCCUUUCCGGUUCUCUCUUGCUUAAUGAAGGGAAUAUUGUGUCAAAUCUAAAGUUUUUAAGUGUAUCUAACAACCAAAUUUCUGGCUGCAUUCCUUCUAACAUAUGCCAACUCAGAGAGCUCCAAGUUUUGUCCAUAUCUGUAAACGACAUAUCUGGAGAGAUACCCCAAAAUAUUGGUUGUUUAUCCAAACUCGAGGAUUUUCUUAUUGGUGAUAAUCCAAUAAAAGGAACUAUUCCCGCUUCAUUGGCCAAUAUUUCCACUCUGCAAUAUGUUUCCUGUACAAGAAAUCGCUUGGAGGGGCCAAUUCCACCAGAAUUGGGGAAGCUAUCAAAUUUGAGGCAAUUAAGCUUUGGCCAUAAUUAUAAUCUUAUUGGUCAAAUUCCAGAGGCUAUUUUCAAUAUAUCUUCUUUGGGAAGGAUAGCUUUCAAUUUCAACAACCUUUCGGGGACACUUCCAACCACUACAGGUCUUCAUCUUCCAAACCUUGAACAACUUAUCUUGGGAGGAAACCAGCUGGAAGGGGAAAUUCCGUUGUUCAUAACAAAUGCUUCCAAGCUCGAGAUACUGGAGAUAGCAAGCAACUAUUUUACAGGAACUAUUCCUAAUAAUUUGGGAAAUCUUCGUGAGCUGCAAUAUUUGUUCCUACAUCAUAAUCAACUUACCAAUGAACCAAGAGACCAUGAGUUGCAAUUCUUCAAUUCUUUGGUGGACUGCAGGAUGUUGAGAUAUCUAGAAGUGGGUCACAAUCCAUUGAAUGGUGUUCUGCCCAAUUCUAUUGGGAAUCUUUCAUCUACUAUCGAAGACUUAGAUAUAUCAAAUGUACGCAUCAAUGGCCUCAUCCCCCCAGUUAUUGGCAACGUGAGCGGUCUAAUAGAACUAACCCUUGGAGGAAAUAACUUGAUGGGAAAUAUUCCUCCUGAGAUUGGUAAGCUUAAACAACUCCAAGGUCUGUUUCUACCAAACAAUAAAUUUCAGGGACAUAUUCCAGAGGCAGUAUGCCAUUUAUCUAAUUUGGUUCAAUUAAGUCUAGGUGAUAAUGAGCUCUUGGGGUUAAUUCCAGCAUGUAUAGGAAAUCUUAGCAUGCUACAACAACUUUAUUUGGGUUCUAACAGAUUUUCAUCAAAAUUUCCCUCAAGUCUUUGGAAAAUGAGAGGUCUUCUCAUUCUAAACGUGACACGAAAUUCUAUAGAAGGAGAAGUUCCGUCAGAUAUUGGAGGACUGAAGGCCAUUGUAGAACUAUAUCUUUAUGGUAACCACUUCUCAGGAAUGAUACCAAGCAGAUUGGGGGAACUCUCAAACCUGAAAAUUCUUGACCUAUCCAACAAUUCAUUUUCAGGCCAAAUUCCCUUAUCCUUUUCCAACUUGAUAAGCUUGGAAUUCUUGAAUUUAUCCUUAAAUGUCUUGUCAGAUACUAUUCCCAAGUCCUUGGAAAAACUCUCAAACCUUAAAGCCAUCAAUGUUUCAUUUAAUAGUUUAGAAGGUGAAAUACCCAGUGGUGGUGUGUUUGCAAAUUCCACUCUGCAAUCAUUUCUUGGGAACAACGGUCUAUGUGGAAUGCACAUACUGGAGAUUCCUGUUUGCCCUAUCACUAAUCCAAGACAUCAAUCAAAGUCUAAGGAGCUUGUGCUAAAAAUUGUUAUUCCAGCAGUUACUUCAUCUUUUCUGAUAUUCUUGUUGGUGUCAGCUUGGAUAAUGAAACGAAAGAAGAAAGGGAAGUCCAAAGAUGUUGAAAAUGUUCCGGAGAUCAAGACCUAUCAAUUAAUUUCUUACCAUGAGAUUCAACUAGCAACAAGUAAUUUUGAUGGAUCAAAUUUAAUUGGUGUGGGAAGUUCUGGCUCUGUGUACAAAGGCACAUUAUCUAGCGGAACUGUUGUGGCCAUAAAGGUUCUGGAUUUGGAAAAUGAGGAAGUAUGCAAGAAGUUUGAUACCGAAUGCGAAGUGAUGAGAAAUGUUAGACAUAGAAAUCUUGUCCCUGUGAUUACUACUUGUUCUAGUGAUUAUAUAAGAGCUUUUGUUCUGAAAUAUAUGUCCAACGGGAGCCUUGAGAAUUGGUUGUACGGAGAAGACUGCCAGUUGAACCUUCUCCAAAGAAUCACUGUAAUGCUUGAUGCGGCUAUGGCAAUUGAAUAUCUACAUAAUGGUAAUGAAACUCCAAUAGUUCACUGCGACCUAAAGCCAUCAAAUGUUCUUUUGGAUGAAGAUAUGGUGGCUCAUGUUGGUGAUUUCGGUAUCUCCAAAAUUUUAGCUGUAAGCAAGUCUAUCGCACACACAGAGACAUUGGGCACUCUUGGAUAUAUUGCACCAGAAUAUGGCUCGGAGGGAAUAGUAUCCACUAGUGGUGAUGUUUAUAGUUACGGCAUCAUGUUGAUGGAGAUUUUGACCAAAAGACGGCCAACAGAUGAAAAGAUAUGCAAUGAAAAUCUUGACUUGAGGAAGUGGCUAACACAAUCAUUUUCAGGAACUAUGCUCGAAGUUGUGGAU
Messenger RNA from Capsicum annuum, 3311 nucleotides. Its product is annotated as receptor kinase-like protein Xa21. Gene Ontology annotation, cellular component: plasma membrane. Gene Ontology annotation, biological process: protein phosphorylation; hormone-mediated signaling pathway. Gene Ontology annotation, molecular function: protein binding; protein kinase activity; ATP binding. The transcript has 2 exons. NCBI's taxonomy places the organism in Eukaryota, Viridiplantae, Streptophyta, Magnoliopsida, Solanales, Solanaceae. The record is from RefSeq and is a predicted model, not a curated record. The annotation marks the transcript as partial.